UGCGCAGGCAGGGCGGCGGGAGGGCCGCGUGGCCGUUCCGCCCGGCACCGGCAGGCCGUCGGCGGUCGGUGGACGGAGUGCCCGGCCGUGGCGACGGAGCUUCGUGCUCACUUCUCGCUGGCGGCGGUCUUUGGGCGGCUGCCGCCCUGCCCUGAGCUGCCGCCCUGCCCUGAGCUGCCGCCCAGCCCGAGGCUCCCGCCGGCCCUUUCCCGUCAGCCGCCGGCACGCUGCACGUCACUUCGGCCUGCCAGGUUUUGUUACAGGUUUUAAUGUUUUUGCGAUAUGGAAAAGAAUAAUCUUUGAAACUUGUCAAGUAGAAGUAUAUAUGGUCAAAGAAGAUGUUCAUUCUCCAGAGUUUAUAGACUUAAAAAGCUGCAUAUUGGACAUCAUGAGUUUGUCAUCUCCAGUCAGCUACGCUGUCACAGAAGCUAAAUGCUUACAUAAUGCCAAGUGUGAGUCACAGUUACUACAAAAUAGCAAUGAAUCAGAAUUGGAUGCUGCUGAAGAUCUGAGAAGGAAACUCUAUCAAGCUAAAAAAGAAAAAUUAGAUUUAACCAUUAAACACAAUCAAGAACUGUCCAACUGUGAAAGCCAGAUAGUCAAAUUACGGUCGGAAAUUGAGAAAGGAGAGGCUCUUCGACAAAGUCUGGAGUAUGAACUGGCAAUUGCCAGAAAAGAUGCUCGUCUGAAAACAUAUGCUGCAGAAGAGGAGUUAAGUGAUGCAAAAAACAAACUUGCGGAACUGCAAGUAUUGAAUGAAAAACUUCAGCAGAAAGUGGCAGAGAGUGAGAAAAUGUUUCAUAUUGCUCAGCAGAAGUGGAAAGAACAACAACAAAGGCUUGCAAGUGAGAAGGAUGAUAUCCGCAGAACUUGCAACAGUGAAUAUGAAUUGCUUCUUAAGGAAAGAACCAAACUAGAAAGUGUUUUGCAGGAGCAGAAUAACGCAUUGCAAAAUAUGUGCAAGAAAAUGAAAGAUAUGGAGGUGGAACACAAUGAUUGUACUGAGCUCCUGAGGCGCCAGGCCAAUGAGCUUGAAUAUAGUGCUGAACGAGAGGAGCGACUUAAAAAAGAACUUGAAGCAGCUACAGUGAGAAUAAAGAAACUGGAAGAAAACAUUGAAGCAGAGAGAGCAGCACAUUUGGAAUCCAAAUUCAAUUCAGAGAUCAUCCAGUUAAGAAUUCGAGACCUUGAAGGAGCUUUGCAGGUGGAAAAAGCCAGCCAAGCAGAAGCUCUUUCGGAUUUAGAAAUGAUCAAGAAAGAGUUCAAAGAGGUGGAAUAUGCAUAUGAGAGAGAAAAACACAAUGCCCAAGAGAACUUGGAAAAACUCAAUGUAUUAGAAAGAGAGUGUUUCUCCACAAACAAGCAAAUGAAUGAGAAGAUUGAAGAAAAGAAGAAGGUAAUUAAAGACCUCUCUGAGAGACUAGGGAAUAAUGAAAAAACCUGCAGAGAAUUACAGGAGGAACUUGCAAAGGCCAAGAAACACCAGGUCUUUCUAACAGAGACGUAUGAAAACAACAUGAGAGAGCUGGAGUUACUCUUGGACAGCUUUGCUAUGUCAGGCCAGCGGACAGCAGGUGCUUGUGAGGACAAAGAUAAACCUCCAAGCCUCUCUGUCCUUGAGACUUUGAGGUGUACCUUGACAGCUUACCAGAACAAGCUGGAAGAUAUGUCUAAUGAGCUUGGGAAAAUGAGGCCUUUGUGUGAAAAGAUGACAAAAGAACUUGAGAUAUCCAAAGAGAAAAUGUUUGCUUUAAGUCAAGACCUUAAGGAAGCUCAGGAUAACCUGGCUGAUGCCAAUAAAGAGUUAAAUCAUUUGCACACUGAGUGUGCUUACAGAGAGACUUUAAUGGGAGCUUUAAAAAUGGAACUACAGAAUGUACGGCAAUGCUGGGAGAAGGAGAAAGUACAUGCCACAGAAUCUGAAAAUGAAAUCCAGAAGCUUACCAGGGCUUACCAGAAGGAUAUGGAGGACAAGCUAACCUUCCUCCAUAGCUUAUACCAGCAUUUGGUAGCAGGCUGUGUGCUUAUAAAACAACCAGAAGGCAUCCUGGAUAGAUUCUCUUGGUCUGAGCUUUGUGCAGUCUUGCAGGAGAAUGUUGAUACCCUGAUCUUAGACCUCAGCAGGGCUAAUGAGAAGAUAUCUCACUUAGAAUAUGUUUGUAAGAACAAGUCUGAUACUAUGAAGGAGCUUCAGCAGAACCAGGAAGAUGCUUUUAGCAAAAUGGCUGAACAGAUGAAAGCACAGGAAAGCUGUUGGCAGAAACAAAAAAAGUAUCUGGAACAGCAGUACUCAGGUCUCCUUGGGGAAGUUCAUGCAAGGGCACAGGAAUACCAAGAAACAGCAGAGAAAAACAAGGAAAAAAUUUAUGUCCUUGAAAAAAGACAGGAGAAAUUGGCCCUUGAAAAUGUUUCCGUGAAAAAUAUGUUAACGCAGGUUCAGAAGGAGCAUUCAUCUCUCCUGGCAGCCUGUGCACUAUUGGCAGGUGCCCUGUAUCCUCUCUAUAGCCGAUCUUGUGCUAUGUCUUCCCAAAGAGACCUUCUGCAGGAUCAGGUCAACAUUUAUGAAUUAGUGAACCAGGAGAUUAGGACCCUAGUUCAUGCUCUCUCUGAUGUAGCAGAAAACAAUCAAGAUGAAGCAAAACUGAAGAAAAGAACAUUCAAAGGCCUGAUUCAUGUAUUCCGAAGAGGUGUGAUUGCAGUUUUGGCAGCUAACAGACUUAAAGUUUUAGCCCAGUCUUCUAAUUCCCUCUUCUCCUGGGUAAAUGGCUUCAAAGAAGGCAUUGGAAUUCUCGUUUGUAUAGGAGACUCCAAAGGCAAGCGUAAUCUGUCAAGUUGUGAAGAAGAACAAAUUCGCUGUGUUGAAGCACUCAGCUGGUUUACUAGUUCUAACCUCCUUGCUGCAAUAAUCAGUUCUGUCACUGAAUUACAGGAUGUUGUUAACAAAACAGAUCCAAAGCCCUGGCUUUCUGGACACGUCGUUGCAAGUGCAGCCAGGAACUCCUUUUCAAAACUUAUGGACAAGCUGAAUGUAAUGAUGGAGACUAUUCCACUAGACAGCAGCAGGAGUAUUACUCAUCUGGAGAAAGACUCUUUGGUACAGAGGCUGGCUCAUGGACUUCAUAAAAUAAAUACCCAGGCCUUGGAAGCUGGAUUGUGUGACAGACUGCCCGUUACGAAAAGCAUAGCAUCCUUGCAGAAGCAAAUAUUUGAAUUUACACAAAGACUUCAUACAGCAGAGGUGGAACGACGUUCACUGCGCCUAAAACUUGCAGAAUUCAAGUGGAAUUUCAGUGAGAUGAAAAAAGAAGCUGACAAAGCACAGAGCCUGCAAGAGCAAUUAAAUAUGUUUAAGCAGUCUGAAUUGAUCACCCAUGAGAGAUUUGAAAGUGCAUGUGAAGAAUUAAAUAAUGCAUUACAUCGGGAGCAUCAGGCACAAGUCCUUUUGAAUGAACAGGCGCAACAGCUACAGGAGUUAAAUAAUAAACUAGAAUUGCACUCCAGUGAAGAAGCAGAAAAAAACCAAGUCUUAAGUGAAACUGUAAAGAGACUCUCUGAGGCAAAGAUGGAGCUGAGAAGAAAAGAUCAAUCUCUGCGUCAGCUCAAUAGACUUCUUACCCAGCUGGAGCAGGACAAGCGUGGACUGAAAGAGAGCAUCCGUGAUGCAGAGAGUGCCCUCUGCAUGGCAGUGAAAGACAAAGAAUUGAUUAUUAGUCAUAUGAAAUCUGUGGAAGCCACUCUUCAUAAGGUCAGAGAUCAGACCUUGCUGUCACGGACUGCGGCAACCAGGAAUGACUUCACCCUGCAGCUACCCAAACUGCACCUAGAGACCUUUGCAGUGGAAAGGCUGAAGGGCAGGCCAGAGGUUGUAGCAUUUCAGGUGGGUUUCAGAUGGGCCAUGAUUAAAAGUUUUAUGGAUAUCUACCAACUUGCAAGUUCCAGAAUUGACAUGUUAGUGAGAGAAGCAGCAUCUCAUCAGCUUCAUGGUGCAGCCCUAAAGUCCAAGCUCCAAACAGCUUGUCUUCAUGAAAGUGAGAGCUUACAAUUGAAUCAAAGGAGAGUAGAAAAUGAAGGGGAAAAUACAGUAAUUUAUAAAGAUGAUGAAGUGAGAAAAGUUUUGUGUGCACUGGAGAAAUGGAAAUUUAGGGAGCCAAAAGGAUAACUUUAACUGAAAGGGGCAGAAGGAAUCAAGAGGGAGUUCAAACAUCACCAUGGCUUCAAGCUAGGAAUUCAGCCUGAGCAGAGCUGUAUCCCAGAUUUUUUGGCAUUGCGAGAUGAACCUGACACAUCCUGCAGUUUUAUGCACAAUAGAGCCAGUUCUCAGUCUUCAGUCUAUUCCUUCAGCCUGAAUGUCACAUCCAGUCCCAAAAGAACAAUGGAAAAUGGAUUUUCAGGUUCUUUGUAUCAAUAAUCUUUUAGAAGGAAAAAAUUGCAUUAAUGUAAAAUGAUGCAAUUAAAGUGCAAUUUUGUUGCUACCUUUGAAUUGUAGUUCAGCGUAUGUAUUUUUGACAUUAAUUUUACAUUUUUAUGAAAAUGUGCAUUCGUAUGUUCACAUCUCUGCACUUCUCAUUCUUUGCAUACCGAAAGAGUUAUUUUUUUUAACUUUUAUUUAUUGCAGUUGUUCGUUUUUUAUGUAGUAUAUUUUUAAAUGUUAAAGAAUGACACAUUUUGGGUAAUUUUCCUCAGUCUUAAAAAAAAAAAAUCAAUAAGCCAUUUUAGUCUCUAUCUAUCAAAGUUGUUUCAUACUUGUCUAUUUUAAAGCAGGACUGCAAUACUUUAAUAGGAUUGAGAGAGCUAUUUGAAAUGUAUGCCAAUGAUUCCUGUCAUUUCAUGGCAGCCCUGCCAUGGUUCACUGAGCCCCCUCUUUUCUCUUGUCAGCUCAACUGAAGACAAGCAUUUAGUUGCAAACUUUAAGCAGGUUGUGCAAAACAGAAAUGAUGUGACUGCUUCUCUUCCUGCACAAUAAUGUCACUGCUGGUCAAUGUGAGAAGGUCAGGUUGCUCCUUGUAAAGCUACAUGAUACCACUUGCCUAUUUGAACAAGUUAAGUUAACUGCUGAAUCUGGUCCCUGCAGGCGCUGAAAACUCACCCUUUUAUCAAGUCUGCAUUUCAUAAGAAAGAAGAACAAUUGUGCAGGGAGGUUUUCUGAUGAUAUGUUUAUGUACUUUAUAAGGACAGUUCCCAAACCAGUGUUGCAGGUAAUAUAUUUAGUUUAAGCUGAAAGACUUUAAAGUAAUGGCUGUUUUGACCUUCAAAUAGACUCCUUUUUUGUUGUUGUUGGUAGGACCCAAGAGUGACGCCCAUCUUUGAUGCUGACAGAAUUUAAAGCAAGGCCAUUGCCCUGCAUUUUCUGCCUUGUAGCACACAAAAGUAAAAUUGUAUGUCAGGCCGAGAUGUCGGGGAGCUGACAAGAUGCCCCAGUGACAUUUCAGCUGGAAAGAGCAAGUGUCUUGCAACCAAGUGGUCAAAUAUCAAAUAAUAGGUCAAGCAGGAAGGAGCUGAGUUCUAACCACAAAGAGGUUUCUGGUAACUUACUUGACAAGCUUUUGGGUGCUUUGUGGCUUGACAAAGUGAUGUUCUGUUGGGUAUCGCUAGACAGACUGUUCUUUAUCGCCUUCAGAAGAUCAGACAUUGACAUUGAUUAAACUCUUUAACCCUUAAAGGUUAAAUCCUAGCAGUUUCAUCGUUGUGAAUGAAGAACAAAAGAAAAUUUGUAAUAUACCAUUUGUUUUCAUAUUAAUCACUGAACUCCCCAGUGCUAUUAACUUUUGGUGUGCUAUGUAGUUUUUGACAAAAAGAUUGAAUGCAAAAUCUAUAUAAUAGAUUGUUUCUCAUUAUGGGCCAGUGAUACAUUAGAAAAAUAAUAUUAUGCAUUAUGGAAUUUGUAAUUUCUUCUAAUAUGUCAAAUGUAGGAUUUGAUUUUAAAGCCUCACAACUACUACUGAAAUUCCAUUUUGGUCGGAAAACAAUAUUUGCAUAGAUAAUACACCAUUUACAAUGACCAAAGUCUUCCAAAUACCCUUGUUUUCAGGUACCAGAAAAACUAAAAUAAAUCUUAAAUUUACAACAGAAAAACUUUAAUCCAAGAUAGCUUCAAGCUUUCAGGUAUCCCCCUAUUGUGCAAGUCCAUUGCUCACAGCCAUGCUGGGCAUGUGUGUAUGUAUACUAAUAUGGAGCCAUGUAAAAACAAUAAUAAAUCCUGCAGAACUCUCACAUGUAAGAGUUGGCUGAUAGAGGAAGAACACUCCUUUUCUUUACGAUGAUGUAUUUAGUCUUGAAUACUGAAGAAAGAAGUUUAGUUUCCCUCCAAAAGUCUUGGCUCCCCUCUUUCCUGACAGUGACUGUUCCUGGUAAAGGCACUGCAAGUACUGUAUUCUGCUCUCCCAAAUAAAAUGUCAAAGAUCUGUUA
Harpia harpyja (harpy eagle) is the source of this 6406-nucleotide messenger RNA. It is a transcript of the gene CCDC171, whose product is annotated as coiled-coil domain containing 171. The record is from RefSeq and is a predicted model, not a curated record. The transcript is spliced from 27 exons. Bases 326 to 4159 code for a protein of 1277 amino acids. Lineage: Eukaryota; Metazoa; Chordata; Aves; Accipitriformes; Accipitridae.